Messenger RNA from Plasmodium coatneyi, 920 nucleotides. RefSeq names its product Thioredoxin. The coding region runs from base 248 to 562 and encodes 104 amino acids. The transcript is spliced from 2 exons. NCBI's taxonomy places the organism in Eukaryota, Apicomplexa, Aconoidasida, Haemosporida, Plasmodiidae. The record is from RefSeq and is a predicted model, not a curated record. Gene Ontology annotation, molecular function: protein-disulfide reductase activity.
GCGCAAAAAGCAAAAUAAAAAGCAUGCAAUUGCAAAAUUUCCAUGAAAAAAAAAAAAUUUAACAAUAAUGCUGUACCAUACGGAUGAACUUACAUAUCUCCUUACAUGUUAACAUAUGUUCAAAAGUACCUGUAAAUUAUUGAUUCAUUUUCCCAAGGUGUUUCUGACCAGAUUGUGACUUUCCCUCUGUGAAGUACAUAUAUACCUUCGACUCUACUUCAUAUUUCCUCCCCCCCCAAUCGUGAAAAUGGUGAAGAUUGUUGGAAGUCAAGCGGAUUUCGAAGCAAUCCUUUCUCAGAACGAGUUAGUCAUUGUGGACUUUUUCGCAGAGUGGUGUGGACCCUGCAAAAGAAUAGCACCAUUUUAUGAAGAAUGCUCGAAGAAGUACACCAAGAUGGUUUUUAUAAAAGUCGAUGUAGAUGAGGUGUCCGAAGUCACGGAGAAGGAAAACAUAACAUCCAUGCCAACCUUUAAGGUGUACAAAAAUGGAAGUGUGGUGGACACAUUGCUAGGGGCCAACGACACGGCGCUGAAGCAGCUCAUUGAAAAGUAUGCCGCAUAGGGUAUAGAAUCUUACGGACGGACGGACAGGUGGAUCGAUGGAACGAUGGAAGAGAAAAAUUAGAAAAAAAGAAAGUGCAUUCACCAGUGUGCAUGAGUUGUUCAUCCAUGUCAGAUCAAUUGGAAGGCCAACUUUUUUUUGUAAAUGAGCGACAUGCGCCCUGCAUUUCGACUUGUCACAUGUGAGGAGUUACCAAAAUAACCUUUCGCCGUGUUUACCGUUAUGUGUGUACUAGCAACAUUAGUCUCUUUCUGUUAAUGUGCAACAAUGUGGCAGAAAAAUGCAACACAUACAAGGGGAAGGGGUGAUAUCUCUAUAUGCAAAAGGAGUACUCUACCCCUCCCCCUUUGAAGGCAUA